AUGGUCAGCCCAAAGCCCGCUGCUGGCACCGCCGGCCUCAUCCUCCUCUCGGGAUCGCUGGUCCUCAUCUUCUUCGUCAUCCUCUCGGGUGUCGCCAACACGUCGCCUCUCAACAAGACGUACUUCCUCGAGGCCGACACCUCGGGCAUCUCCGGCGCCCGCGACGUCACCCGCUGGACCUACUUCUACUUCUGCGGUGACAACAACCGCGACUGCUCGAACCCCCGUCCGGCGCCCGCCUUUGGCCGUGCCUGGGACGGGAACGCCGCCAACGUGCCCGAAGGCCUCAUCGGUGGCCAUGGCGGCGAUACCACGAGCCGCUUCUACUUCUACAUGUGGCGCUUCGGCUGGGUCUUCUAUCUCAUCGCCCUCUUCUUCAUCGUCUGCGCCUGGUUCUCCUCCUUCCUCGCCUGCUGCGGCCGCCUCGGCUCUGCUAUUGCUGGCCUCGUCUCCGCCGCCGCUCUCUUCUUCUACACCAUUGCCGUCUCCCUCAUGACUGCCACUUUCGUCAAGGCCCGCGAUGAGUUCCGCUCCGCCGACCGUUCUGCCAACAUUGGCACCUAUGCGUUUGGUUUCUCCUGGGGCGCCUGGGCCGCUCUCUUCCUCGCCACCAUCGCCUUCUGCUUUGGCCUGCGCGGUGACAAGACGGCAUCCUCCGGUGGCCUUGGCGGUGGACGCCGCUGGGGACGCCGCCGUCACAGCACCCGCUCGCGCCGCAGCCACGACCUCGGCAGUCGCCGUGUCAAGGACGAUUACUCCUAA
This is a messenger RNA of Verticillium nonalfalfae, 762 nucleotides long. RefSeq lists its product as uncharacterized. Gene Ontology annotation, cellular component: membrane raft; plasma membrane; cell cortex. Gene Ontology annotation, biological process: endocytosis; cortical actin cytoskeleton organization; septin cytoskeleton organization. Bases 1 to 762 code for a protein of 253 amino acids. The transcript has 2 exons. The record is from RefSeq and is a predicted model, not a curated record. NCBI's taxonomy places the organism in Eukaryota, Fungi, Ascomycota, Sordariomycetes, Glomerellales, Plectosphaerellaceae.